AUGGGAAGCCAAGAAAUCCAAGUUCUUGAGGAGCAGGUGCAAGACCUGCAGUCUGGUAAUGAGAUCUUUGAAGAGGACGAACAGGCAGCGCUGGCGAUGUUGCGCCUCGAUGAUCUUCUUACGAAUGAUGUCGUGCCGGAACAGUUGCACAUCGUGGGCAACAACUUCGAGAAGCUUCUGGAGGGCAUCGUUGCUGGCAGCUUCGAUCGCCACAUGCAAUACAUCAUCGUGAACACGUUGAGGCUUUGCAUUCCGCUGAUCAGCGAGUUGGUGGUGCCGGAGCUGUGCAUCCUCACACAGCACCUUUCGAGACUGCCGUCGCAACACUUUGCAGCCGGCGUGAAAAGGUAUGCAUCAGGCUGCCUUUAUUUGGUCCGAUGCGGUCUCUUCCGGACUGUGGCAAUGCCCCGUGCGUUGACUCCUGCAGCGCAGGAGACACGGCGAGCUGCGCAUACGCGUCCGCUGGGUGCCAAGAAGGAUCUCUUGAACUUGGACUCCUACUUGCUCGACAGGCCAGAUUCGUUGAACAUGCCGGUGCUGUUCGACCAGGAUAUGGUUCAGAUGUUGAUCCACCAGCGGGCCGCAGAUGUUGUGAAUCAGCAGACCUCGCUGCACGCUGCUUGUGAUGGCAGCCACGCGAACAUGGUGGCGGAUCUUCUUGCAGCCGGAGCACUGCGGCAGACGCCGCUGCAUCGUGCAGCGCAUGUCGGUGCACGGUGGCCUGGUCGGCGAUGGCAGACUCGCAAACAGACAAGCUGCAGCAGUGGAAGUUUGGAUGGGGUGGACAAGGACUAUGCCGCAAAGCUCAGACGCGAUGGGAUUUUCCGCGACGGAGACGAAGUUAUGCGGGUGCUCAUCUCCCAGGAGAAGCGCACCGCGCUGCACUGCGCGGCCGCUUCCGGCUCUGAGGUGGUGAUGCCAGAGCUGACCGAGAAGGUCCCGGAUGUCCCGGCAGAGGAAGAGGACGUGCACAUCGAUUCGGCCAGCAAACUGCAAACCAACGACGACUGCGCGUCCCUGCAAGUCCUGGCAGGUGGGCUCAGCAAGAGCGCUGCCGGAGUAGGAGCGCGAACUCAUCUGAAGGCGAUCACUGGCCUCGAUCAGGUGCGUGGCACAUUGGCAGGGCAAGCGGAGGGCGGGAAGUGGAUCGUCAACAUCGACAACAACGAGUCUGCGAUCUGCGGCUGCUUCAGGGAGUGGCUGGACUCCACUCAAUCGCCCGGCCGAAGCUGCACGGCCGUGUGUGCCAUGAAGCCCACCGUGGUGACGGUCAGGUACAGCAGUGGCCAGAAGAUCGCAGAUGAGAUCCUGGGCUUCAAUUUCAAUGAGGCGUGCCCGAUGACGCCUUUCAGCAUCGCAGGCUUUUCGAAGCCAGGCGGUCCUGCUCAGCGCAAGGGUGUCUUCGUCGGCUGGUUCGUGGAUGUGAUUGCGCUGAUGCAGCUCGAGAAGUUCAAGUCACUGGAGGGCGAGGGCUUCGGUGAAGCCCCGAAGAACCUCGCAGAGAUCGCUGCGAACAUAGAAGGCUUCAAGAAGCGCCUGAACGCGCUGCUUGAACUCUCCGACAUAAGCCUGACCUUCUACAACGGCCUGGACUUCCAGCUCCUUCCUGUUUGUGCGGCCGACUACAAGGACCCGAUCAGCGACGAGAUCAGCGGUUUCAACUCAACGGGUGGCGUGCCGAAGAUUGACGGAUUUUGCGACGCUGGGGGUCCUGCACAAAGUGCUGGGGUACGCUCCGGCCGGCACGUCAGCCCGUACGAGACCUUCAACCUGGAGGAGAACAAGGAAGCAGUUCUCACGCCGCAGCAGUUGCGCUUGUGGGCGGCCGUCCGAAUUGCUUCGGCGUCCCAGGAGGAACUGACAAGGGCCCUGCAGCGAUGA
Messenger RNA from Symbiodinium sp. CCMP2592, 1881 nucleotides. The record is from the annotation of a GenBank genome assembly. Lineage: Eukaryota; Dinophyceae; Suessiales; Symbiodiniaceae.